AUGGGCUCAUACAUGGGGCAGCAAGAACAUGGGAUAUCUGAUGGCUUGUACACUUACAAGCAUCACCGCGAGGGAGGAGCUGAUAUCCAUGUCAUCUUUGUCAAGAAGAGCAAAUUCAGGGUUCUGCUGUCGUACAUGGGCACAAUGUUCCUUCUUGCGACUGUUUGCUGCGCCCUGUUGUCAAAGGAUAGUUUAUGUCUUGGUUCCCUUUGGAGUAUUUCAUUUGCCAGUAUAAUUGCAAAAUGCUUGCGAUGCGACCCUGUGAAGAAAGAGUCAUUGGUGAUCAUGCCGACUUUUGGGGUUCAAUUAGAGCAACACUUUUGGAGUGGAAGAGUUCAUCGCAAAUUUGUGCCCAUUGGCAAGAUUCUAAAACCAGUGCUGAAUGAGCAUGUGACCCCUGUCUCAUGCUACUGUAACUUGGCCUUGCUUCUGCGUGAAGAAUAUGAUCUCAUGCUUGUUUUCAAGAACUUGAAUCCACCAGUCAAGAUGUUGGUUCCAAUCUGGAAAGCAUUAUGUGCAUUCGUAGACUCCAAAACUCUGAGCGAUUCUGCAUUGCCUCAAUCCACAUAA
Miscanthus lutarioriparius is the source of this 570-nucleotide messenger RNA. Lineage: Eukaryota; Viridiplantae; Streptophyta; Magnoliopsida; Poales; Poaceae. The record is from the annotation of a GenBank genome assembly.